Messenger RNA from Monopterus albus (swamp eel), 5912 nucleotides. RefSeq names its product PQ-loop repeat-containing protein 1. Lineage: Eukaryota; Metazoa; Chordata; Actinopteri; Synbranchiformes; Synbranchidae. Gene Ontology annotation, biological process: retrograde transport, endosome to Golgi; phospholipid translocation. The transcript has 6 exons. Bases 460 to 1194 code for a protein of 244 amino acids. The record is from RefSeq and is a predicted model, not a curated record. Gene Ontology annotation, cellular component: trans-Golgi network; endosome.
AAGAUCAUAAUAAACCGUAUCCAUUCAAAGUAUUUUGUUUAUCAGUCCCAGUCUUAAUUCAAGUUGAAUGCUGGAAUGUGGUGAGCCUGCAAAUAGCGUCAUAACAGUGUAGGCUCUGUGUCUGUGUGCACACGUUUGUAUGCGUAUUUACUGGCGCGUGCACAUUUCUCUUCCUCUCAUGUGAACGAAUUAGGAUUUAAAAGUUGGAGCUGCCAGGGAACCCGGUGUGUUUUGACACUGGAACAGCCGUGUGGCUAUGUGUGUGUGUGUGUUGGGGUUUUUAGAAAGCAGAGGAGUGCAUGAAGACGACUGGCAAGUGUCCCAGUAAACCAUCACAGUGUGAUAGUGAGCAGCACACAGGGCCCCGAAUCAGCUAAAUGGAAUUCAGCCAUGACCUGCUUUGCUAUUUACAGUGCAACCUCGAGAUCCGCUGGACUCCCCUGAGCUUCUCUCUUAGCAAUGGAUGCAGAGGUGAUUCUGCAGGAGGAGAAGAUGGAGGGCUUGUGGACACUGCUGCCCUGGCUGGCAUCCUGCCUCAUGGUGUUUGGAGGAGCCCUGCCCUAUUUGCCACAAUACCAGGAGAUUCAUAGGAGCAGCAAUGCAGAAGGUUUCUCCACCAAAGUCUGCCUGGUGCUGCUCAUAGCCAACAUCCUGCGCAUCUUCUUCUGGUUAGGGAAGCAGUUUGAGCUGACCCUGCUGCUCCAGAGCGUGGUGAUGAUCCUCACCAUGUUUGCCAUGCUCCACCUCUGCUGCACGGUCAAAAACACCAACCGAAUGAGCACCAAGCAGCAGCGACUUUCAGACUUGGACUUUCGCUACUUCUGGAAGUGGAAUGCAUUUGAGGACUACCUGCUCUUCUGCUUUGGCUUCACUGUACUGUGUGCGGUGGUCACCCUGGUGUUGCUGGACUCUGCUAUGUUUGUGGAGAUGCUAGGCUACCUGGCUGUGAUGUUUGAGGCCAUGCUGGGCCUCCCGCAGCUGCUGCAAAACUUCCACAACCGCUCAACCAAAGGCAUGAGUGUCAAGAUGGUACUGCUGUGGACAGCUGGUGACAUCUUAAAGACCACCUACUUUGUAAUUAACGAAAGCCCAACUCAGUUUUUGGUAUGUGGUUCAGUCCAGAUCCUGAUUGACACGGUCAUCCUGCUCCAGGUCCUGUUCUACAGCCAAGACACACAGAUCAAGCGAGGCUGAACCCUGCUGUACCUACAGUUGUCUUUUUUUUUAAUAAACAGCUGAAAUAUUGACAGAAUUAUCAGGGAAAACAUUACAGUAAAUACCAGCACAUGGAGAAAACCAAAGUUGGCACCAAUGUUUUUAGUGUUUAGCCUUGAUUCAGGAUAUUAUACAUGUAGAGCCCGCCAAUUUACCUCUAAGUGCCAUAUAGUCACUUUUAACCUUUUCAUAAUUAAUUUAAACUUUUAGCAAAUUUAGCCUUGAACAAACACUAUAGCAUCCUCAACCAAGCACUGAUAACAAAUCGCCUUUGCCUUAGAUAAGAUAAGGCAGUAUUUAGGUUCAUUUUUGGCAUUUAUACUAUUUAUUACUGUAGCUCUCUGUGGAAUAUUACAUGGACUCUUGAAGUAUAUAGUGGACAUGGAAACUGUAAGCUGGAAACAUUGCUCAUGUUGGCAGCUCUCUGACAUCUGUGCUGCUGUAUUGGCAGCUGUAACAACCAUUGCUGUGCUGGUAACCUCAAAGGCGAAGUUUCCGCUUCACACUCCACACUUCAAUGAAUUGUUCUCAUGUUAUUUAAUGUGAGUUAUGUCUGCUUCUCUGUGCAUGCAUGUGUGUGAGUGUGUUGGCAUGCUUGCUGGUGCGUCUGUGCAGACUAAAAUCAAUUUUUGCCGCUGGCAUCCAGCGCCAAGCCAAGGCCACAGAAUGUACAACAAGUAAUGGUAAGAAAUGUAAAUAGACCUGCAUUGUGGUUUGAUGGACAAGAAACGCAGGUCAGCUGUACAGUACAGAAAGAAAAGAAAGAAAGAACAAUGCAAAAACGUGAUCAUGCCACAAUGAUUUACACUGUACCUCAGUCACCAAAUCUUUUAUAGAUACCAAAUAACAUAUAACUUUUGUUAUCCCUAAUGAAUCCUUACUACUCGUGGCAUUAUCUGUUGCAUCACAUACAGCAUAUUGUCAUGUGUUAGUUUUCCAUCGGUUGCUGAUUCUGUUGUCUGACCAAAGCACAGUGGAUUGACAGUCAUAUACACCAUGGGUAAUGUUUAAAUCACUAUGAUUGCCAGUAUCAUACAUUCUUUACCUGGAUUUUUUUAUUGAACUCAUUUAUUGUUAACACCCAUCACCUGCUGGUGGUUCUUUGAUUCCUUAAGCAAGAAAAGCUCAAGAAAAUGUAUGAGUAAAAUGCCCCCCUUUUUAUGCUAACCCAGUAAGAAUUGAAUUAUUUCCAAAAUGAAUUUACCUUUAGGGACUGUAUGGAAAUUACUAGUCAGACCAGGGACUAAAUCAUAAGUCUUCACUUUUAUUUCUUUGGACCCUGUCCUUGACUUAAAUAAAACUGCAUCACCAUUCUUCUAAUAUGUCAAAAUAUUAUUCAGCAGUUUUGAAUUUGUACAACUUGUUAUUCUGUGUACCUGAGUGUAAACCUUAAUAUCUUUAUGUAACAGAACCUAACCCACUAAUGCACACAUUAGAAGUGAAUUAGACUUGACACUGUUUUUGGUAAAUGGCACAAAAUGUUUCAGCCACUUUAUUUUUAAUAGCUAGUAAUAAAUAAUUAAUAAUUACUGCCACUAAAUGAACAUGGUACAGGAGGAAGCUCUGGGUUUACUGAGGGACCUGAGCUGUAUUAUUUUUACCCUGCCCCAUAUUCUAAAUUUAGGAAAUAAAUAUUAAUGAGAUCCAGUGACUUUGUGUCCAGUUGAAAAACAGUUAUACCACCUCCUGCUCUCCCAGAAAGCCAAACACUCCUACCUUUAGCCAAAAGAAAACUUUUCUGAAACCCCCUAAUCAUAAAAUAAUGCUCAUACAGUCCCUUAGUCUAGUUUCCCUUUCAUAGUGUGUUCAGUAAAUCCUAGAGGACAAGUCUGAAGAAGUAAUGGACCUUUGAAUCAUAAUCAUUCACCCAGAAAGACCCCAUUAAACAAAGGACAGUUUAUGUAAUGCCUGGACAGCGUGCUAAUGUUCUUUGUUUAAUUCCUUCAUGCUGCUGCAUGCAAAGCUAGCAGCUGAGCUGUGGAGAGAACAAAGUUAUUUUGCUCAGAUCACCUUAUUAGCCUACCUACCACUUCAUUUUAUGUGUCGUGUUUCAUACAGCAUAGUCCACUUUUACUCCUUUUAUCUGGACUGCAGGUGGACACCUUCUCUCUCUUAUUAGAUGUUGGAGAAACAUUACCAUUACAGAAAAGCUGAAGUCUCCAUUCCAACCUUUCUAAAUACAGAACUGUACACAGAUAUUUUAUUCCAAAGCUCUGUUUAUAAUUGAAACACUAAUUUAGCAGUACAGCCUCAAGCAGGCCUGUGGUUCUUUUACCUGUUUCCUCAUACAAAAGGACUGCAGGAUAAAAUAAAUCAGAAGCAGCAGCUGAUCAGUAUUCAGUGCAGGUUUCUUUUUUACUUUCCCCGCGGCAUGAUUUAAUUAAGAAAUAAAGCACACUGCUUAUUAAUUCUUCCAGUCACCUUUUAAACUCAACAGUUUGUGUCCAUUUGUUAAUUUAUGCCUGUCUCUCUUUAUUUGUUUUUUUUUUUACUACAGUAGACACCAUGUUUAAAUUUCAUGCUUUAGUGGUUAUGGUUUGCAUCAUGCAGACAAACGCUGCCUGUGGCUACGUACAUAUUACAUUUGUAGAUAUUGGUGGCAUUGCAUGUGUAUGUUAGUAACAGCCUCUGGUUAGUGUCCUAAAAUCCAGUAUUGAGUUUUAAUAAUCUGGAAAAUGUAGCAGGGCUCCAGACUGCAAGUGAUCACUCACAUUUUGCAACCAAAUUUAUUUAAGAUGCAAAUGACUUUUUUCAAAGGUCGCACUGGGUGUAACUGCUAAAUAAGCAGCUUAUGCACCAAUGCUGCAACUGUAAAAAUAGUGGACAGAUGUAACAGUCUUCGCAAUACUGUAGCGUUUAUCUGCAGGUCUGUCACUCCCACGUCUCAUGAGGCAGACUCCCAGUCUAUCAAAUGUGUGGAUCCAUACUGACUCUGAGACACACACGUCAUCCCUGGACCCUUUUUUAUACUUCAAAUUAAUUUUUUCUUUGGUGCAGUUGAAGUGUAAUCGCCACAGACAGCUGCUUAAAUCAGAUAGAUCAUCUGCUAGCCUGUUUAAGUGUUGGAAACUUUUUACUUAAAUUCACUAGUUUAUACUUCAGUUGAAAUAUGAUAGUCUAAUCAUCAUCAUGAUCACUGCCAUUAUUAUCAUCAUAUUGACUGCUAGGCUAUAGAGCAUUACAGUGACUAUUUAAAAAGGAAACUUGUUCCAGAAGUGAUUUUCCCAUUGACUGUGUUCCAUGUCUCCCUCUCUCUGAAGUUCAUUAUGAAUACAGGCUAUGCACUUUGGAUGGUGAGAUUAUUUAAAAGAAUCCAUGAAAAACAUAGAUUCUUUUGCAUUACAUUGUAAAACAGAGGUGAUACCACCACCAAAGGGACUUAGUGGCUCCAGUGCCACUGUUAUGAAAUGUUAGUCUGCAGCCCUGUGUACGACUGUUUUGAGAGUGGACAAUGCACAGGUUCCCUCUAGAUAUAACACUGACUGAUCACCUUCUCAGGUUUUGCCUUUGCUUUGGUACAAUAUCAGGUUUUUGAGGAUUUACAGUAAUUGUAUUAAAGCAAGAGUUCAAUAUUUUGUGAAAUAUUGGCUUUCUUGCCAAGAAUUAGAUAAGAAGAGCAUGACCACUCCUACAAACUGUAUGUCUGAAUGGUAAAUAUUAAGCUAUAGCCGGCAGCCUUUUAACUUAGCUUAUCUUAGAAUAAAUCCAAAAAAAUUGGAAAAAAACAUCUAGCCUGGCUCUGUCCACUGGUAACAAAAUCCACCCACCCCCUGUAAAAAAAGGUUUUGAAAGUUUUAUUAUCAAUCAUUUAAAGAAUUUACAGGGUCACAGACCAAAGGAAAAUCUAACACAGUGUAAAAGGGAAAGGGCUCUUUUUUGUUUUUAUAUUUCUGUAUCAAUGAUGGCAUCUGUAAGUGUUUAUAUGUGUACAUACAGUAUGUAUACAUGAAUGAUUCUUUGCAUCCAUAAAUGCUUUUUACUGGUGCUGUAAUACAUGUCAGAUAUUUAUAGGCCCACUUUAUGUGGGUGUGUUUAUGUGCUCAGAUUCUGUGCUGUGUUACAUCUGUUAGCCAUACUGGAAGCUGUACAUGUCUUAUCUUCUUUGCCCUGCACACCACAGCCGUACUGCAAUUGCAUUAUUUCAAUAUUCUGUUUGCUCUGAUGUGUAUCUCUAUAUUAUUUUUCAAUUCAUCAGAGGCUCAGAAUCCAGGCUUAGUUUAACAUCUGGGCUCUGUCCUUUUUUCUUCUCAAGGGCAGUAGGACACAAUAGCAUACACACACACACACACUACCCAGUUGUGAUAAUCCCUCAUCCAACGCUGAUACAACAUAGGUGGUUUGUCAUUUCUGAGGAUGGAGAGGAUUCGACUGUUACUUACACCACAUGUAAUGACGUAUUUGAGCAGUUUUGGAUCACUGACAAAUUUAAAGGCAACAUAUAUGUCUGUAUUUAAUAUAUGUAUGAUUUAGAGUUAAAAACACUGUAUUACUGAUGCAACGCCACCAUCAAGGCACCACAGACAUAACACAGUGAAAAAGUAUGACACUUUGGAUGUCUACGUCUGUUUAUAAAUUCAAACUGCUCAAUUAUACGUCAGAUAACUCUGAUGAUUACCAUAAGCUGUAAAAGUCUGUACAUACACAUUAAUGACAUCACAUAUGGAAACAAAUACUGAAAUAUUAUUGUACUAAUAGUU